GAAUGUAUGGGGCCCAAUAUAUUCCACGACUCUUCUCUUUCCGAACAAACUCUACACGAGAUAAUUCAAAGUUUGUACGGAACCCUCGGUACGCGAGUAAAACAAAUUCGCACUUGACCGGUUUUUUUUACAAUGGCAGCACAUGAAUAAAUAAAUGUCAAUGUCAAGUUUAGUUUAAAUCAUGUUUAAAAGCGUCGUGCGGCCCUGCCCUGUCUGUAUUUUAUUUGCGGUAUUUUAAUUUAAUGGUGGUAUAGUAUAGGCUAUUAUUUACAAAAAAAAUAAUUAGAUAUGAUAUUUGUUAUCAGUUGCUAUCUUACUUAUCCAGCGUUAAUCCGCUGUAUCGAUAUUUUUAUCGGAAUCUGUCUAUAAAAGUAAGUUUAUUAGUGUUAGUUAAUUUACUCGGUUAGGUUAGUUCACGUCUGUCCACUGGCCGAAGUAUAUUAAAUAAAGGAAAAUGGCUGUGUCUAUACACAAUAAUAUAGUUUACGGGCCGGAGGAACGUCAAAUUCCAGCCCACUUGUCGUACCCACAGUUUUUAUUUGACCAGCUAAAGAAGGGUGAAGAUAAAGUAGCAAUAUUAUGCGGAGAGACUGGGAACUCUGUGACAUACAAGGAUAUCUUACAACAAAGUGUGAACCUAGCGGUUUCACUGCAGAAACUUGGUCUGAAGAAGGGAGAGGUGGUUGCCCUGUGCAGUGAGAACCGGUUUGAAUUUCCAGUGGCUGCCCUCGCUACUAUGUACUGUGGUGCUGUGCUGUGCACACUUAAUGUCACUUAUUCUCCAGGUGAAAUAACUCACAUUCUAAAAAUUACGAAACCGAAGAUAAUAUUUACUUCACCAAUCACGGCUCAGAACAUGCAAGACUGCAGUGAAGGAUCCUCCGUGGAGAAAAUAGUGCUCUUUGGAGAUUAUGAUGUUAUCCCGGGCCUUAUGUUCAAAGACCUUGUCAAAGAGCAAGCUAGUGUGGAGAACUUUGAGUUGGCGGAUGUCAGUGGUAAUGACACACUGGCUGUUAUGUGUUCAUCUGGAACCACGGGAUUGCCCAAAGGAGUCAUGCUUACACAUAUAAAUUUCCUGACCUUGUCACAGCAUAUGAAAUAUUAUGUGGAUACAUCAACAGAGUCAAACAAUAUUAAAAUAAAGAACUUCUUAGCUUUAAUACCUUGGUUCCACGCCUAUGGCUUCAUUACAACUUUCAGUGUGUUGUCAUUCCAUCUUGAAAUAGUGUUCCUGACCCGCUUUGAAGAUAAGUUGUUUUUGGAAACUAUACAAAAUUAUAAGGUAAACAUGAUGACGCUAGUGCCGCCACUGGCAGUGUUCCUGGCGAAGCACCCGCUGGUCCUCAAGUACAACUUGAAGUCUGUCAACGAAGUCUGGUGCGGCGCGGCGCCGCUCUCAGCAGAAAUACAAAAUGCUGUGUCACAGAGGUUAGGCAUAAACUUCAUCCGGCAGGGCUACGGUCUGACGGAGGUGACGAUGGCGUGCUGCGUCGACCUCUCCACCAAACGCCGGCUUGGCUCCUGCGGGACUCCGGCCCCGGGCAUGAAGAUUAAGGUCAUAGACAUCGAAACCGGCAAAAGGAAGGGUGUGGGCGAAGAAGGCGAGCUAUGGAUCAAGUCGCCCCUCCGCAUGAAGGGCUACAUGGGCGACCCGGCGGCCAGCGAGGCGCUGUUCGACCAGGAGGGCUACGUGCGCACGGGCGACAUCGGCUACUACGACCAGGAGGGUGCCUUCUAUAUCGUCGAUAGGCUUAAGGAGCUAAUCAAGUACAACGGCUUUCAGGUGGCCCCAGCCGAGCUAGAAGCCCUGCUGCUGCAGCACCCGGGCGUAGCUGAAGCCGGCGUGGUGGGCGCACCUCAUGAGAGCGCGGGCGAACUACCCACCGCUUUCGUGGUGCGCCAGGCCGGCGCCGCCGUCACCGAGCGGGAGUUGCAGGAUCACGUGGCCAGCAAGGAUGCGCUGAUCUUGGGCAUCAAUGGUGAAUGUCGAGGAAUCGAGUUGACUAAUAUCACUGUCAAUAACGACGUAGUGACAUUCAAAAUGCCUGACACCAAAACUAAGACUGCCAAAUCAUUUGUGAUUCGGGAUGAAGUUAUGAAUAUUAAUAAAAACAACCUAAAAAAUAUUGUUUUUCACCAACAACAUCAAUCACUUCACACAGAUCUACAGCCAGGCUCCCGUGACCCUCCAGUUAACAUUGAGCAUUGUAGUUCUGAGAAAAUCAAAAUUGAUACCCAUCCAAAAUCUCCUAGCAUACUGUCAUGUGCGCAUUAUCUUUCUUAUAUUUUCAUUAUAUUAUCAUUAUCAACCACCAUUGUACACUGCAGCCAGAUCGGAGAUUGGCCACAGUCCGCACUUGGUGCAUCAAAAUCUCAGCCCAUACAGCAAUUAAAAACUGUUACGAUAACCAAUAGCCCUAAUAUGUCAAAUGUUACAUUUACUGACAAUGAUGGAUCUAGUGGAACAAGAACACUAACAAUAAGCGAUUGUCCUAAUAUGUCAAAUGUUAAUUUUCAAUACAAUGAUCAACCUGGUGGAACAAUAACAGUUACACUAACCAAUUGCGCUGAUAUGUCAAACGUUGCAUUUAUUUUCAAUGCUGGAACUGGUUCAACAAUAACAGCUACACUUACCAAUUGCCCUAAUAUGUCAAAUGUAACAUUUAUUUUCAAUGCUUCACCUGGUGGAACAAUAACAGUUACAUUAACCGAUCGCCCUAAUAUGUCAAACGCUACAUAUAUUUAUAACUAAAUUUAUCACAAACAUGUAACUUUCCUGGCUCGCCCUUAGUAUAUUAUACAACGCAUAUGUUCGAUGCCGACUUGAAUCUAACGCGACUAUAUAGAGCCCCCAUGAACACCAGUACAGUUAUGUUAGAGAGGGUGCAAAAAUCAUUCGUACGCUUCCUUUUCCGUAAACUCUAUGGGUAAAUAUCUGGGGUUGAUAUCGAGUCUAUUUCGGGAAUUUACCCGGGAUUUACCAUUUCUACCCGAAUGAGUGGGCUUAAAUAAAAAUUGAAAAAAAUGUUACAAAUUAAAUUAAGAUAAUGUAAAAAAUAUUAUUAAAUGUAAUAAUAGAUGUAGAUAUAAAUAGAUGUAAUAAUAUUUGUACACAAGUAAAAUUGACUAAGGAAUUCGUCAAAUGUUUAAUAUACAUAUUAGGUACUGUCGAAUAGCAUUUCAUGGCACAUGAAAAUUCUCAGGCGUAAAAGUUACAAUAUUAAAGGAAUUACAUUAACAAAAUACGAUAAUAAUAAUAUAAAGUAAAAAAAUUACAAUAGUACAAUUAAUAAAAAUAUAUACAAUAUGUAACAUAACGCAAAGCAAUUACUCAAACCCAUUAACGUUUAGGUCAUACCGAGCAACUUUUACUAUAACCAAUCACGAAAUCCCGAAAAUAAAUAUGGCUAUUUCAUAAAUUUUUCUGUAGGUCAAAGAUGGUCGGCUCUUUAUCAAUUGUCAUCGUGCCUGGUACGUUCUAACUAGUUUGUAAGCGUGAAAGUGACGACCAUAGUGAUAAAAAUGGAACCAUGCUGGUACUGCUUUUCGCGAUUUCGGGGAUGGUCCUACACUAAAAGUUGCUAAUAAGUAGUAGAAGCAGUGUUAGUUAGUAGUUAAUAAGUAUAAAAUUAUUAAAAUUAACGAAUAAAAAAUAUAACAACAAAAAAUAAUAAUAUAAAAAAUGCCUAUAUAAGGUUAAUAACAAAGAGAAAAACAGUAUAAAUGAAUAUAGCUUAAAUUAACAUUCAUAGCCCAUAAAACAAUAUACGAUAAAGACCUAAACAAGUGGGUUUGAGUAAUUUUGUAAUUACAAUAACAAUAUAUUGGAAAGCGAUUGAGGGAGGCAACGGGAGACCCUCGCGCAGGCAGUUUUCUCGCGCAAAGGCUUGCCGUCGCGAUACAGCGCGGGAAUGCUGCCUGCGUGAUGGGCACCCUGCCAAGAGGCCAGGGUCUGUUUUAGGUAUCUUUAUUUUUUCUAGGUAGGUUUAGUUUUAGUAGUUUUAUUUUAUAAGUAGUCAUAAUUUAAUUUUAUUCAAAAUGUAUCCUUUUUUCAUCAUAAAUAAAGUAAUAUUUGUGUUAAUAACAAUAUAGGAUAUUAAAAAAUAAUUAUCAUAAAACAAAAAAAGUAAUAAUAAAAAUGAAAUAAAAAUUAAACAAUAAAAAAUAUAAAAAAGAGAACAAAUAAUAACAAAAAAAAUUGAAUGCCUAAUAUUAGGUAAAUAAUAUACAAAUUAAGAAAGAGAUUUAUUUUAAAUUAAAAUAGCUUAAAUUAACAUUCAUAGCCCUUAAAACAAAAUACGAAAAUGACCUAAACAUUGACGGGUUUUAGUAAUUGUUUUACGUUCAGUUACAUUCUGUAUAAUUCAUAUAUAUAACUAAAAAAUAGUAAGAUUAAAAAUGAAAUAAAAAUUUAAGCAUAAAAAAUAUAAAAACAAAAAAUAAUAAUAUAAAAAUGGAAUUAACAUUCAUAUUAUCCCAUAAAACAAAAUACGUUAAUGUAAAUAAAAGUAGAGUCAUAUAAUUAUAAUUAUAAAAUAAAUAGUAUAAAAUAAAAAUAAUUAAAACCCAACCAAUAAUAUUAAAAAAAUACAAUACAAUGCUCUUUAUUGCACACCUCAUAUAGUUUACAAUAAAUGUACGGAAACAUAAACAAAGACAGCGGUCUUAUCGCUUAAGAGCGAUCUCUUCCAGACAACCUUUGCAACCUACCUAUAUUAAAUAAUAAAUUAAUUAAAAUUUUGCAAUUACAAUAACAAACACGACAAUAAAGGGGUAAUUAGUCUUCUUCUUCCUCUUCCUCACGUUGUCCCGGCAUUUUGCCACGGCUCAUGGGAGCCUAAUAGGGUCCGCUUGACAACUAAUCCCAAGAUUUGGCGAAGGCACUAGUUUUUACGAAAGCGACUGCCAUCUGACCUUCCAACCCAGAGGGUAAACUAGGCCUUGUUGGGAUUAGUCCGGUUUCCUCACGAUGUUUUCCUUCACCGAAAAGCGAGUGGUAAUAUCAAAUGAUAUUUCGUACAUAAGUUCCGAAAAACUCAUUGGUACGAGCCGGGGUUUGAACCCGCGACCUCCGGAUUGCAAGUUGCACGCUCUUACCGCUAGGCCACCAGCGCUUCUCUAUAUAAAAUAAUUACUUUACUUUUUUACAAAUUGACAAAAAAAAAUUGGUAAUAUAGCUUAAAUUAACAUUCAUGAGCCAUAAAACAGUGAACAAAAUUCACCCGUUUUAAGUACAUACAUAUAUUGUGUCUAAAACUGUCGUGUAAUUAAUUGGCAUUCCUACUAUUAUUUAAACUUAUUUCGUAUUUAUACGUUGUAAGAAUGUCCUACCUAUCAUAUUUAUUUAUUUAUCUAAUUUAUAUAUGUGUAUCUUCGAUUCUUCGAACUAAUUUUUAUACACAUCAAUUUGGGUAGAUAAGGGUAAAUAUCGGGUAGAUUUUUUUUUAAGAUAGAGGAGGCAAACGAGCAGACGGAUCACCUGAUGGUAAGCGAUUACCGCCGCCCAUGGACACCUGCAACACCAGAGGGGUUGUUAGUGCGUUGCCGAUUGGAUAGUUUCGGGUAUUUUCCCGGUAAUUACCCGCUGGCGCCUACCUCUAUCUAUGGGUACUAUUCAUAUCGUUAUCUUAAUCUUUAUAAACGGUGUAACAUGAGGAAACCGAAAGAUUUGAACAGUGAUCCUGAUCACAUUUAGAGACAAAAAUGUCAUAUAAAAGUUUUUCUAUCUCCGGCAUAGAACUCCGUCCCCGUCGACAAACUCUAUUUGCUGUCCCGGCGGCACGAACUUAAUUGCUGUAUCUCAGUCUCCACUGCACUUAAAUAACUAUUCAUUGGCGUUUUUACAAAAUCUUUAUUACAUAUUAUACAUACUAGUGUGAUCACUUUUCAACCUUUUUGCAGGAUGCGUUGAUCUUGGGCGUCAAUGGUGAAUGUAGAGGAAUCGAGUUGACUAAUAUCACUAUUAACAGACACAUAGUGACAUUCAAAAUGCGAGACACCAGUACUAAGACUGCCAAAUCAUUUGUGAUUCGGGAUGAAAUCAUAAAUAUUUUUAAAAACAACCCAAAAAAUAUUGAAGAAUAAGAAUAAGAAUAAGAAACCAUUUAUUGCCACACAAAAUACAAUGUUUCACUUAAAAAUAAUAAUAAUAGGCAUGCGCGGCAAAAGGAACGGACUCAGCGUACGCUGCGUCAGCCAUUUUAUUACAAAUUGAUUGCGCAGCGCUGAUUUUCAGUCCGUCCCCUUCACUGAACCACAUUGAUAUGACAUGCGGGUUAAUGGAUUUUUUGUUUUAUUACCAGAGAUAGCUAGUGUAUACAAUUAUAGUACGAAAAAAAUAAAGAUUUUUUUUAUUACAAGUGAAAAUUUAAUAUUGUUUGGGCAGCUAACACUAUCAUAACAGCCAAGUCUCAUGAAGAUGUACACCACGCCUUAUCAACAUCACACAGGCAACAUCAGUCACUUCACACAAAUCUACAGCCAGUAGACGCCCGUGACCCUCCAGUUAACAUUGAGCAUUGUAGUCCUGAGAAAAUCAAAAUUGACACCCACCCAAAAUCUUCUAGCAUACUGCCAUCUGCUCAUUAUCAACCAACAGUACACUGCAGCCAGAUUGAAGAUUGGCCACAGUCAGCACUUGGUGUAUCAAACUCUCGGCAUCUAUUGCCUUCUCAGCAGGAAGGAAGGGCAUGCGAACUGUCAAUCAAUAACUCUGCAUCCUCACAGCCAACUAUAUUCGUUUACAUACAGUUACAAUAACCAAUAGCCCUAAUAUGAGAAAUGUUACAUUUACUUACAAUGGUGGAUCCGGUGCAAUAAUAACAGUGACGAUAACCAAUUGCCGUAUGUCAAACGUUGCAUUUAUUUUCAAUACACCUCGUGGAAUAACAACAGCUACACUAACCAACUGCCCUGAUAUGUCAAAUGUAAAAUUUAUUUUCAAUGGUAGCCCUGGUAGAAUAAUAUCUGUUACAUUAACCAAUCGUCCUAAUAUGACAAACGGCACAUAUAUUUACAACUAAAUUUGUCACAAACGUAAAUAUCUUGACACGCAAAAUGCCCUUAGAAUCUAUCGCGACAAUAUGGAGCCCCCAUUGAAAUCACUUUAGCCUUAUGUUAGAGAUUGUGCAAAAAACAUUCGAACGCUUUCUUUUCCGUAAACUCUAUGGGUACUAUACAUUAUCUUUCUCUUAUUCUAGUAAUAGACUAGAUUGAGAUAAUGUAAAAAUAAUUUUCUUGAUAGCAUAGACUUCAUAGUAGGAGAUACGGUAUAAGAAACGUAUACCCUCAUCUGCAGGCGUAAUAACUGUCACUUUUUAACACCGCGGGAUUGAAAGUGACGGUUACUGUUUUAUCACGCUGUCACGUAGACAAGAACGACCAUCAUAUGCGUACUGUUUUUAGUGAUAUUUAUUAGUGAUAAGAAAUAAAAUAGAUAAUAUUCACAUUGACUCAUUGCAAAUAAGUUACCUAGUUUAAUUGCGUACGGGUAGUAUAAAAACAAUAAUUAUGUUUAAUUUUAAUUUUUGUAAUUUAAUCGUAUAUUAUAUCAAAUUAAAGCUUAUUUUAUUCCUACUUUAACUGUAAUAGGUUGCCUUAUUAAAAACAUGGUCCAGUCCAUGGUUGCCUAGAUUGUAAAUGGUAAUAAAUUUAAUAAAUCGGUUAAUCUAGGCAACCAUGGACUAGGCCAACUUUUUAAUAAGGCAACCUAUUACAGUCAGAUUAAGAUUAAAAUAAGCUAUCAUUUGAUAUAAUUUACGAUUACUUAAAUAACAAAAAACAUUUAUAAAUAUUAUCCGUACGCAAUUUAAGUAGGCAUACCUAAUUGCAAUGUGUGAAUGUGAAUAUUAUCUAUCAUCUCCGUCCUUGCAUCGGUUUCCUCAUCACUGAGGGUCGUGGCCACUUCUAUGGAACAGCUUCUCUUUGACAAUUUGCCGCCACCUCUUUCUGUCUGUCGCUGAAUGCAGGGCACCGUGGAGCGUCACAUCAAGGGCUGAGCGAAUUUGGUCUGUCCACCUCAUUGGGAUCCUGCGUCUCGGCUUAUCGCCUUCGAUUUUACCAGUGAUCACCAGCUUUUCCAGGUUAUCACUGUCUUUCCUGGCAAUCUGGCCAAAAUACACAAGCACUUUGCGUAAGCAGAUGGUAGACAGCCUGGUUGUGAUGUUCAGUUCAUCUAGGCUAGAUGGAUUAGUGCGGCGUGCUGUCCAGUCUAUAUCAGCAUCCUCCUCCAACACCACAUCUCAAAGGCAUCAAUUCGGUUACGGUCAGCUUUCCUAAGAGUCCAUGUCCAUGUCUUAUCUAUCAUAAAUAAAUUAAAAGUCAUAUUUAAAGGAAACAAUUACUAAAGCCUCCAGUGGUCAGGGCUGGAAUCGAACCAGCGUCCUCUAUUUACAUGACAGAUGCCUGAACCGCUCGGCCACUUGGGCUCGGUGGAAUUGGUCGCUAUUUCCAACUAGGCUUGUGGCGGCCCCUGGCCAUCCCUAAGGUAGAAAAGUAUAGUUCGACCUCCUAACCGAAUCAACUCAGGUGAUUCUUUGUAUAUGACAUUUAUUUCGUUUAUAGUUUAAAUAGUAAGUAGUAUGCCUAUUUGUAAAAAACACAAAAUAUUUUUAUAGAAAGUAAUUUAAUUUGUUCUUAGAGUACUAUCUCUCAUAUCUUUCUUAUCACUAAUAAAUAACAGAUUAGGGUAUAUAAUUUUAUACAAGUAUAAUUGACUAAGGAAUUCGUCAAAUGUUUAAUAUAUUAUCAUUUCAUAGCUCAUGAAAAUUCUCAGACGUACAAAGUUACACUAUUAAAACAAAUUCAAUAAAGUACGAUAAUAAAAAUAAACUUAAAUAAUUACAAUUAUAAAACGAAUAAUAAAAAUAAUAAUAUAAAAUUAAAUUUAAAAUAAUUAAAAAUACCUUGACGACCAGUUUGGCCUAGUGGGUAGUGACCCUGCCUACGAAGCCGAUGGUCCCGGGUUCAAAUCCUGGUAAGGGCAUUUAUUCGUGUGAUGAGCAUGGAUAUCUGUUCCUGAGUCAUGGGUGUUUUCUAUGUAUUUAAGUAUUUAUAAAUAUUUAUAUAUUAUAUAUAUCGUUGUCUAAGUACCCUCAACACAAGCCUUAUUGAGCUUACUGUGGGACUUAGUCAAUUUGUGUAAUAAUACUAAUAAUGUCCUAUAAUAUUUAUUUAUUAAUACCUAUAUUAAAUAAUAAAUCAACGCAUAUCCCUCUCCCAAUACUGGCAUUCAUCUAGAUGGAAACACCCUCCGGGUCACAGUUGGGCUGCGCCUGGGGGUAUCAAUCUGUGCACCGCAUAAAUGCCAUUGUGGGAGUCACGUGGACGAGCGGGGGCGUCAUGGUCUAUCUUGCCAGCGAAGCGCGGGUCGAUUGUCACGUCACGCCGCGCUCAAUGACAUUAUCCGCAGGUCUCAUGUCACCGUCAACGUGCCUGCGAUACUUGAGCCGGCCGGUAUAGCCCGGGACGAUGGCAAGAGACCUGAUGGUAUGUCACUGAUACCGUGGAGGAUGGGGCGAGUGUUGGUGUGGGACGCGACCUGUUUGAACACACUGGCACCGUCUCACCUUCACGGCACUACAAAGAAAGCGGGUGCGGCUGCCGAGGUCAACAAAAGGCGGAAAUACGGGGGUCUCGACGCCAAUUAUAACUUUGCUCCUUUCGGUGUCGAGACCCUCGGUCGGUGGGGCCCGGGAGCUCAGAGCUUCUUUAAUGAUUUGGCCAAACGGCUGGUUGACAUAACAGGGGACAAAAGAGCUGGCAGCUUGCAUAAGCGUUGCGAUUCAGCGAGGAAAUGCUGCCAGUAUCUUUGGCACUAUGCCCCAGGGGCCCUCUUUAGAUAUAGAUUUUUAGUUUUUAAUUAGUUUGAGUUUUACUCUAAUUAUUUUUAAUUGUUAAUUGUUCGAAAUAAAUAAUAUUUACAAUAAUAAAAAAAAGAAAAAAAAUUAAAUUAAUAAGUAAAAUUAUGAUAAUAAUAAUUAAAUAAGUACUAAUAAAACUACUAUUUCUUACGAAAAUAAAUAUUAAAGCAAUAAUGAAUAAAAAAUGCCUAUAUAAAAUAAAUUAUACACAAACUUUCCAACAAAUUAACAGACAUAAAACAAUAUUAUAUAAAAUAGCUUAAAUUAACAUUCGUAGAACAUAAAACAAAAUACCAUAAUGAAAAUAAAAUUAAGAAAAAAUAAUAAUAAAAAAAAACACAUAAUAUAUAGAAUUAAAUUUAGCAAUUACAAUAACAAUCAACGAGAUAAAACUAAUUUUAAUAAAAUAACAUUGAAUAAAGAACUUAAUACAUAUAAAACUUAAAAUCUAAAUCUAAAAAUAAAUAAAACUAAUCUUAAAAUAAAUAAUUAAAAAUUAUCCCCCUGCGGCAUGGUGCCGUAGAUGCUGGCAGCAUUUCCUCGUUGUAUCGCAUUACUUAUUCUCUGUGCGAGGAAGCUGCCAGCUCUACGAUCACCGGUAGCGUCUUCUAUUUUUUUGGCUAAUUCCUUAAAUAACAAUUAUACAAUAAAAAAUAGUGUAAAUAAAAAAAAUAUAUUAUCUAAGUAAAAUAUUUUUAACAAAAAAAAAGAAAACAAAACUAAAAAUGUAAAAUAAUUUUGUAUAAUAAAUAUAUUCAAAGUUUCUAAAAAUUAAUAAAAGUUAACAAAUAAAAAAACAAUAUCUUAGAAAAGAGCGUAAUUUAAUAUUCGUAGACCAUAAAACAGUGAGAAAAAUAUUCUCGGCACCUUCCUUGUCCGUUUAUUGGAAGGAAACAUACUAAUUUAUUAGAAUAAUGUUUAUUUUAUUUUCUUGUAAUAAAACUGAAAACGGAUUAAUAAAUAAAUAAUAAUAAUAAUAAUGUUUAUUGAGUUUAUAACUUUCUCGGUCGAUCUCAUCCAAAAGAACGUUCUCGAGAACGAGAAUGUUCUCGCCGCCACACCACUAGUUUUGGGUAUUUAAUUUACCCGCCAGCGCCCAUCACAAGCUUUUCAUUCAAAACAUUUCACUCAAAGUGCGCCCUAUCUCCGGCAUAGAACUCCGCCCCCGUCGACAAACACUAUUUGCUGUCACGGCGGCACGAACUCAUGCUCUAUCUCUCUCUCUCGAUUGCACCAUGCCUUAACCAACGUUGGCCGAACGUUAACUGCAAUUGACCAUUACCAAUUGAACCGUAACGGACGGUUACAGUUUACGGUUCAAUUUGUAAUGGUUAAUGGUAAAUUGCACUAACGUUUCGGCCAACACUGGCCUUAAUUCUACUCAAUGAUAUACUGAAUCGCAAUUUCAUUCGAUUAGCAGCCGUUACUUGGAGUCUGUCGCGACUUUAAGUUCAUUAAUUCGUGAUAUUGUGUUACCACUGCUUUAGAUAUAACUAUAGUAGGUACCUUAUGUGUAUAUCCUCCUGAACAAUUACAAUGUUUUUUUUGUUUCUUAACUUCUUUAUUUGAUAUACCUAUAAUAUACAGUAAUAUUAACUUAUAUAGUGUACAUUAUAAAUUAUAAUCCUAGACAGUAAAACCAUGAAAAACAAGAUAGUUUUCUGAGCUACUGCGUUCGCUUUAAAGAAGCCGCCGAACCCUAUACAUUUUUUUUUAUUUUUCGUCACACUUGCUCGAAAAAGAUCUUAUUUCAUGCAGGUGUACUAAAGGACAAAGGCCUAUAUUGUUCCCGCCGCGGGAGUUAUGAAUUGUGAAAAAAGGCGAUAACACCCUAGGGAGUUAUAGCCUUUUAGGGUUUCGUAUCCGUAGUCAACUAUAGUCUUUUUCAAACUUAUAGGGUUGUGACAAUGUAAAUUAGAAACGAUUUUUUACGAUUGUCGAUUAAAUUUGCAAAGGGCCUGAUUAAAUCGAUUCUAUUGGUGAUGAAUUGAUGAUUUUUAAGUAACCAUACCUUCACAAUUGGACGCAACUGAAAGGAUUUGAUACGAGCGGACACGAUUCAGUCAAUAUGUAUAGACAAACUCUAUUGCAAUUGAGUUCCGUUUUACAUAAUGAAACUCAACAAUAUCAAAAUGUAUCUUUUUUUUAUUACUUAGUUAUUGGAGAAUUGUGUCUAUUAUAAUAAGAUAUUCUAAACUACGAAGUUAUGUAUUUUUGUCCUAUUGGGAUUCAAGUUAUUUUUGUUGAAAAAUGAUUGUUCUGAAACGUCAAUGGCAUGGAAUGAAAAAAUCAAAUGUCGCCCUACCCUUCACGUUUGAAAAAGGCCAUUAGGAACCCUUAUAAUUUCGCUAAAUAGAACUAAAUAUUUAUAAGUAUAGGUUCUUGUUUGUGCAUUUCUGUUAUUAAAAAAGGCACGAAUAUCAAAAAAAGCGGCACCUGGGGCCCACUGCUGGGGCACGGGGGUACUGCGAAAACCACAAUUCGCAAAUUGCGGGGAUCUUUCUCUUUUACUCUCACUAAGACGUAAUUAGAGUGACAGAGAAAAAUGCUCGCAAUUAACGAACUUCGAUUUUCGCCGUAAUAGGCAUAGUAAUAAAAUUACUAAGUAACAAAUUAAAAUGAAAUGACAGCAUGGAACUGACAGCCAAUUUAAUAGGCAAAUUUGUUGCCAUAUUAAGAGUUUCUUAAAUAGCUACUGAUUCUGACGGAAAUGGCUUGCCAAGUUACACUUACAAUUUAAUUCGAGUUUAUAAUUAGUAUUAAUAACUACAUUAAUAAAAUAUUACACUUAAUAUGA
This is a messenger RNA of Cydia pomonella (codling moth), 12657 nucleotides long. RefSeq names its product luciferin 4-monooxygenase-like. NCBI's taxonomy places the organism in Eukaryota, Metazoa, Arthropoda, Insecta, Lepidoptera, Tortricidae. The record is from RefSeq and is a predicted model, not a curated record. The transcript has 9 exons. Gene Ontology annotation, molecular function: long-chain fatty acid-CoA ligase activity. Gene Ontology annotation, biological process: fatty-acyl-CoA biosynthetic process; long-chain fatty acid metabolic process. The coding region runs from base 455 to 2752 and encodes 765 amino acids.